This is a messenger RNA of Colletotrichum graminicola M1.001, 1368 nucleotides long. Its product is annotated as TLC domain-containing protein. The transcript is spliced from 3 exons. The record is from RefSeq and is a predicted model, not a curated record. Gene Ontology annotation, biological process: ceramide biosynthetic process. Bases 1 to 1368 code for a protein of 455 amino acids. Lineage: Eukaryota; Fungi; Ascomycota; Sordariomycetes; Glomerellales; Glomerellaceae. Gene Ontology annotation, molecular function: sphingosine N-acyltransferase activity. Gene Ontology annotation, cellular component: membrane.
AUGGCCGACUCCGAACCAUUUCCUCUUCUCAACACCUCCCUCGACCAAUUGCACGCCGUUGUCGACUACUCCCCAAACCCGUCUAGAACAACCACGGCGACAAGACGACGAAAGUCAAGCGCACUUGGCCAAGACAUUCGUGCCGGCGACACGGGUCCCGCCCUCGCAACCUACGGCGCCAUCGACGGCCCCGUUGCACCCACCACACCUACCAAACGUCCCUCAAAACGCCGGCGUGCCCGCGGCGGCUUUGCUCGCGUUCGUCAGGCCAUGACUAAACGCACGUACCUCCUGCCUGCCCUUAUCAUCGCCAUUACCGCCGGCCUCUAUGCCGUCAACCCCAACAGCUCGAAUCCAAUCCAUCGCUUCAUAUUCCUUUCUUACCGCUUGCCGCCCGAUCCUGCCAGCCCUGGUGCCCCGGCUCAGUAUGGCAAGGGUCUCUGGGACGUUGCUUUCGUUUCCUUUUACACUGUCGUCCUGACCUUCACUCGCGAAUUCAUCAUGCAGGAGCUCCUGCGACCUCUAGCCCGCACCGCCGGUAUUCGAUCCCGGGGUAAGCAGGCUCGCUUCAUGGAGCAGAUGUACACCGCCAUCUACUUUGGCUGUCUUGGUCCCGCCGGCUUAUACGUCAUGAGCAAGACACCAGUCUGGUACUACAACACGCGCGGCAUGUACGAGCACUUCCCGCACCUGACACAUCAUGCCGGCUUCAAGUUCUAUUACCUCUUCCAGGCUGCGUACUGGGCUCAACAAGCAAUCGUCCUGCUGCUGGGUAUGGAGAAGCCUCGCAAGGAUUUCAAGGAGCUGGUUGGUCAUCACAUCGUCAGUCUUGCCUUGAUCGGCCUUAGCUACCGCUUCCACUUUACGUACAUGGGAUUGGCGGUUUACUCCACACACGACAUUAGCGAUUUCUUCCUCGCAACGUCCAAAGUACUCAACUACAUCGAUUCCCCGAUCGUGGGGCCUUACUUCUUCCUUUUCAUGUGCGUCUGGAUUUACCUACGUCAUUUCAUCAACCUAAAAAUUAUCCUCUCCCUUUUUACGGAGUACACUACUGUCGGCCCAUUCGUAUUGAACUGGGCCACUCAGCAGUACAAGUGCACGCUCUCGCAGUACAUCACUCUCGGCCUUCUUGCGUCCCUCCAAGCACUAAAUCUUUUUUGGCUGUUCCACAUCUUCCGCAUCGCCUACCGCUUCCUUCGCUACGACAUCGCGGAAGACGAUCGCAGUGAUGCCGAAGUCACCGAUGCCGACGAUGAAGCCGAGAAGAAGAAGAAAGCCUUGGCGGAUGAGAAGAGCAAUGGCUACGCUACUGGAGUGAGUGACAGUGCGCUUGGAGCAAGGCCUGUCAAUGGCCAUACGAGAUAG